This is a messenger RNA of Podarcis raffonei (Aeolian wall lizard), 7188 nucleotides long. Its product is annotated as IgGFc-binding protein-like. Gene Ontology annotation, molecular function: protein binding. The coding region runs from base 1 to 7188 and encodes 2395 amino acids. Lineage: Eukaryota; Metazoa; Chordata; Lepidosauria; Squamata; Lacertidae. The record is from RefSeq and is a predicted model, not a curated record. The transcript has 17 exons.
AUGUGGACAGGUGCAAAGUCUCUGGGCAUAGGGGACUUUUCUAAAGGCUCCAUCCAGGACCGGCGAGGGAAGAGCCGCGCUUCUGGCAAGUGGUAUGGUGGAGCAAGUUCCCGAGGGACGGAAUUUAUCACAGCCUUCCUGGAGAACUCAUUCGAAAGUCAGGGCACUCCUAAACUUGAUCUGCUUAUCACUGGAUAUCAUCCUGCAACCACCAUCACAGUCACAGUGAACAAGUCUACAUUUCGGAAAACGGUUUCAGUCAAUGAGAAGGAGACUGUGUCAGUUGUGGUCCCAGCCUCCUCAGAGAUGAAGGGGACCGACAUUUUUGAUCAGACUGUGCGGAUCCAAGCUGACAAAGAUAUAUCGGUGUUUUCUUACAAUGACAAGCUUUCAACAAGUGCUGCCACAGUUGUGUACCCAGUUCAGCAGCUGGGCACAUCAUAUUAUGUGGUAACCCCAGCGGGGAAUGACGCAAACACUUUCAAGGAAUUUGCAGUUGUAGCCUAUCAGUUUCCCACUCAAGUCACUAUUCACCUGAAAGGGGCUGUGACAUUCCAAGGGAAGGUUUAUGCUGCAGGGAGCAGGCUUGUUGUUGACCUGAAAGCUUUCCAAGCCAUCCAGCUGCAAAGCUCAGCUGAUUUGUCUGGCAGCAAGGUUGAAUCAGUUGCGCCCGUGGCUGUUUUGAGUGGGCACAGCUGUGCCAAGCAGUUCUCAUAUUGCGACCAUGUUGCUGAGCAGCUCUUGCCUGUUUCCAGCUGGGGCACCACCUUCAUAGUUCCCCCAGUGCCCUUCCAAACUCAGACUGACAUUGUGUAUGUCGUCGCUUCCCAAGAUGACACUUUGAUCCAGUACCAGUCUGGGGCCACUCCAAGCUCCCGCCGCGCGGUGGCUGGGGAAGUCAUCCAGUUUCAAAUGCAGCCAUCUCAGUCCUAUUUCUUCUCUGCCAAUGCAGGAAUCCAGGUCCUUUUCUUCUUUGUUGGUAACAGCAAGAAAUACGACCCUUUCCUCAUCAACGUUCCUGCUUUAAAAAGCUAUUGCAUGUCAUAUCACGUUGAUGGGAUUAAGGCAUUUGAUAAUUUUGCUGUCAUUGUAGCAAAAACCUUAGAUUCAAAUGGGAUCACACUAGAGAAGAGAGCCAUUGCGAAUGCCAAGUGGACACGCAUCCCUGGAACAGAGUAUUCUUUCAGUCAACUUAGCUUGGGCAAAGAAGCCAGUGCCCUCUCUGUAGAGCAUCCCAGCGCUCCUUUUGGGCUCUUCAUCCUUGGAGGUGUACAUGCUGAUGGCUAUGGCUCUGUGGCCCUUUGCUCUUGCAACAAACCAGUAUCUCCAUGCAGCUCGAUCCACUGCAGGAAGAAGGAGAAGUGUGAAAUCAUAGGAGGUGGUCCAGUGUGUGUGCCAGAGUCUGAAUCCAGCUGUUGGGCCCAGGGAGAUCCUCAUUAUCACACCUUCGAUGGGAAGAAUUUUGACUUCAUGGGCACCUGUACCUACACUAUUGCCAAGACUUGUGGCUCAGAUGCCACUCUUCCUUCCUUCAGUGUUGAAGCCAAGAAUGAGAACAGGGGAAAUACUCGUGUUUCGUAUGUUGGCUCUGUGACAGUCACAGUCUAUAACACCAUCAUCAAGGUGGUCAGAAAUGAGAAAGGCUUUGUGAGGGUGAAUGACCAGCGGUUCCGCCUGCCCAUCUCCCUGAAUGAAGGGAAACUCCGUCUCUACCAGAGUGGGAGCUCUGUCUUCAUUGAGACAGAUUUCUCUCUGAGGGUUUCCUACGACUGGAACUUUUACUUGGUGGUGAAGCUCUCCAGCAGCUUUUCUGAAAGUGUUUGCGGUCUUUGUGGCAACUACAAUGGAGACCCCGCUGAUGACUUCAGCACCCCCGAUGGGGCCUUGGCUCCCAACCCCAUUGAGUUUGGAAAGAGCUGGAAGGUGGACGAUGGUGACAGGUUCUGCUGGGAUGACUGCCAUGGGGAAUGCAAAAGCUGCUCCCCAGAGAUGGUCAAGAAGUAUGAAGGCAAACCAUUCUGUGGCUGGCUCAGCAAAGGAGAGGAUGGCCCAUUCAGCAAGUGUCAUGCUGUGAUUGACCCCAACCCUUUUCUAGAAAACUGUGUCUAUGACCUCUGCAUGAAUGAUGGCCUGAAGGAGCUUCUUUGUGAGGCACUGAAUAACUAUGCAGUAGCUUGUCGGGAAAAGCAAGUUGCUGUCUUGGACUGGAGAACCCCCAUCGGUUGCUCCAAAUCCUGCCCCGAGAACAGCCAUUAUGAGGCCUGUGGAUCUCCUUGCCCUGCAACCUGCAACAACCAAGCUGAGCCCCAAGACUGUUCCUCAAUGCCCUGCAUAGAGACUUGCCAAUGUAAUGAGGGCUUUGUGUUGGAUGCUGGGAAAUGCAUCUCCAAGGCUGCCUGUGGGUGCGUGUUUGAGGGGAAGUCCUUCUCGUCCGGUGAGCAGUUCUGGGGAGACAAGACGUGCACGAGACGCUGCAUCUGUGACGCACAGAGCAAGCAAGUAAAAUGCCAGCCCGCCAGCUGCAAGAAAGGGGAACAGUGCAAGGUAGAGAAGGGCAUCCAGAACUGCUACCCCACCAGCCGCGCCACCUGCUCUGCUUCAGGUGACCCUCACUAUCUCUCAUUUGAUGGACUGGCCUUUGAUUUCCAAGGCACCUGCACUUAUACCUUGGCUAAGGUCAGCACAAACAACUGGGUCUUGAGAGCCUUUACUGUCAACGUGGAAAACGAGCCCUGGGGAAAUAAGAAAGUAGCUGUUACCAAGAUGGUCUCGGUCACUGUCUAUGGCAUUACACUCACAUUACUGCAGAGCAAGCAAGGUCAAGUGAAGGUGAAUGGCUUGAUCUACACCGUCCCUAUAUCCUUUUCUGCUGGGCGAAUCAGAGCCUAUCAACAUGGCACAAAAGUCCUGAUAGAAACUGACUUUGGUCUCAUUGUGAGCUACGACCUGGUUUACCAUGUGACAGUCACAGUCCCAAGCACUUACCAGGGCCGGAUGCAAGGCCUCUGUGGGAACUACAACGGGAAGAAGGAGGAUGAGUUCCUGCUACCCAAUGGCAUAAUAACCUCUGACAUAGCUAAAUUUGGUGCUUCCUGGAAGGUCCGGGUCUCUGGGGCAGAUAGAUCUUGCUCAGAUGGAUGCUCUGGGAACAGCUGCCCAGUCUGCGAGGAAAGGAAGAAGGAUGUUUUCAAACAGCGCAACUACUGUGGGAUCCUCACUGCGCCUGAUGGCCCCUUCAGUGCUUGCCACGGAAAGGUGGAUCCUGGUGUGUACUUCAGCAACUGCAUCUACGAUGUGUGCCUGGGCAAUGGGGACAGCCAGGUCUUGUGCAACAGCAUCCAGAGCUACGUUUCUGUCUGCCAAGAGGCCGGGGUCUCUGUCAAGCCCUGGAGGAGCCCUUCCUUCUGUCCUCUGCGCUGCCCAGCCAACAGUCACUAUGAGAUUUGCAGCAACCUCUGCUCCACCUCCUGUACCAAGAUCACUGACCCUGCGGCCUGUCCGGAGACCUGUGCUGAGGGUUGCCAAUGUAAUGAUGGCUUCUUCUUUGACGGCCUUGGCUGUGUUGCCGCAAAAGACUGUGGGUGCUUAAAGAAUGGACGCUACUACAAGCCCAAUGAGAAGGUUCUGCUGAACGUGUGCCAGGAGAGCUGCCGUUGCAUCCCAGGCCAGGGAGUAAUUUGUGAGGCCCACAACUGCGCUGCCGAUGAGAACUGCAAAGUCCAAGAUGGAAUCAUGAGCUGCAUUAAUAAGGAUCCAUGCAAAGCCCUGAAGUGCCGAGAAAAGGAGACAUGCAAGAUGGAGAAUGGCCAAGCCAUAUGCAAACCACAGUUCAUAGGAACCUGCUGGGCCUGGGGGGACCCACACUAUCACACCUUUGACACCUUGAAGUUUGAUUUCAUGGGCACCUGCUCUUACACUAUUGCCAAGUACUGUGGGAACGAUGCUACGCUGGUGCCUUUCACUAUCGAUGAGAAGAAUGACAACAGGGGCAACCAGGCUGUGUCCUAUGUGCGUCUGACCAACAUCUAUGUCUAUGGGUACAAGAUCUCCAUCCACAAACAGGAAACUGGAAGAAUCCGGUUAAAUGACGCUAUUACCAGCCUGCCACUGACUCUUGAAGAUGGCAAGAUCAAGCUGUACCAGAGCGGCACCAAUGCUGUCCUGCAAACAGAUUUUGGCCUCCAAGUAACGUACGAUUGGCAAUGGCACCUAGUGAUCACUCUCCCCAGCAGCUACUAUGGGGCCACAUGCGGGCUGUGUGGAAACUUCAACCAAAACCCUGCAGACGACAUGGUCUUUCUCAAUGGCACCAAGGCUGCCUCCAUCAUAAGCUGGGCCAGCAGCUGGAAAGUCAAGGACCGGGACCCCUUUUGCUGGGAUUACUGCCGAGGGAAUUGCCCAACAUGUGAUGAGAGCAAGAGGGCGCUGUAUGGAAAGGAAGAGUACUGUGGGCUGAUCAGCAAAACCUCGGGGGGGCCCUUCAGAGAAUGCCAUUCCACAGUGAAUCCAGAUGAUUUCUUUGACAGCUGCAUUUAUGAUGUGUGUCUCAAUGGAGGAGCCAAGAACAUCCUUUGCCAGGCGUUGGAGGCCUAUGCUAAAACCUGUAGGAAAGAGGGUGCCACCAUAUAUGAUUGGAGGACAGCCUCUGGCUGUGCCUUGCCGUGCCCUCAGAAUAGCCACUAUGAGUUCUGUGGCAAUGCCUGCCCCGCCAGCUGCGCCGACCGCAAGGCUCCCUCUGCCUGCAAACAGCCAUGUGUGGAAACCUGCCAGUGCAAUGAUGGCUACGUCCUCAGCGUCGACAAGUGUGUGCUUGUCGGGAGCUGUGGCUGCACCUACAAUGGGCUCUACUACAAACCCGGAGAAGAAUUCUGGGCUGAUGAGACCUGUGGUUCCCGCUGCACAUGUGAUCCCACCCUGGGCAUUGCGGUGUGCAAACCAGCUGGCUGCAAAGCCAGUGAGCAGUGCAUUGUGGUCAAUGGGGUCCGAGGUUGUCAUCCCGUAAGCACCGCUACUUGCUCAGCAGCCGGGGACCCUCACUAUACCACCUUUGAUGGGAAGAAAUAUGACUUCAUGGGCACCUGUGUCUACCAGCUGGCUGGGCUGUGCUCUAAGGACCCGACUCUCAGGCCUUUCACUGUCAAUGUGGAGAACAACAACCGAGGCAAUGAAAAGGUGUCCUACACCAAGGUGGUGACAUUUGAGGUCUACAAUGUUGUAAUCAUACUUAGCCAGGAGUAUCCACGCAGGAUCCAGGUUAAUGAAGUCUUUGUGAACCUGCCUUUCUACCACGAAGACAAGAUAAAGGCUUAUAUCAGUGGGAGUGAGGUCUUCAUCAAGACUGAUUUUGACCUGACAGUAACCUUUGACUGGAACAGCUAUGUCAAAGUCAUUGUACCCAGUACAUAUGCCAAUGCUGUUUGUGGCCUCUGUGGCAACAACAACUUGAACCCCAGUGAUGACUUGACCAUGAAGGAUGGGAGACAAGCACCUAGCAUAUUCCAUUUUGCAGAGAGCUGGAAGGUGGCAGAGGUCCCAGGUUGUUCACAGGGUUGCACCACUGAUUGCCCACCAUGUGGAGAGGCACAGAAACAAGCUUAUAAGAGCAACCAAUACUGUGGGAUCCUCAUCAAGAGGGAUGGGCCUUUCAGGCACUGCCAUGAGAUCAUCGACCCAACGCCCUACUUCAAUGAUUGCAUCUUUGAUGUCUGCCAGUAUCAUGGCCUGCACAACAUUCUGUGCAAUGCCAUCGGCUUUUACAUGGCAGCCUGUCAGGAUCUGGACAUUGAGCUUGAAGAAUGGAGAUCAGAGUCUUUCUGCAGCCCUGCCUGCCCACUCAACUCUCACUACGAGCUCUGUGGAAAUGGCUGCCCUGCUACUUGCCUUGGUCUCUCUGCUCCUGAUGGGUGUGAAAUGACCUGCAAAGAAGGAUGCUAUUGCAAUCCAGGGUUCGUCUUCAGUGGGGACCAGUGUGUCCCUAUUGGGAAUUGUGGCUGUGAGCACGGGGGCAACUACUACAAGAAGGGAGAGGAGUUCUACCCUGGUUCCUCCUGCCAGGAACGAUGCCAAUGUACAGACAAUGGAGUUGUCAAAUGCCAGGAAAUCUCUUGUAGGCCCCAUGAGGAAUGUAGGGUGAAGGAUGGUGUCCAAGGCUGUCAUCCUGUAGGGUCUGGUACUUGCAGUUUGUCCGCAGGCUCCCACUACCUAACUUUUGAUGGACGGGCCUAUGACUUCCAAGGAACCUGCACUUAUACUUUAGCUAAAGUCCAAGGAGAGGAUGCUCAGCUGGCAAACUUUGCCGUGUCAGUGGAAAAUGAAAGGUCAUUGACUAAGAUGAUUGUAGUCUCUUUUCAUGGACACACCGCUGUCAUUGAGAAGGCAACAAACUGGAAGCUCAAGGUGGAUGGAGAGCUUUAUACGCUGCCCAUGAAGACAAAGGAUGGGAAACUCUGGGCCAACCAGGAAGGCAACAAUAUCAUUGUCCAGUCUGACUUUGGUCUCCAAGUCCUUUUUGACACCUCAUCUUAUGUCCUGGUGUCUGUCCCCAGUAACUAUCAGGGACUUGUCAAUGGCCUAUGUGGCAAUUUCAAUAAGGACAAGACUGAUGACUUUAUUCUGCCUACCAGGAAAAGCACCCAGAAUGUGGAAGAGUUUGGGGCCUCUUGGAAGGUUCCCAUUGAUGGUGUCAGAUGCUCCGAUGGCUGUGGAGAUAAAUGCCCCAUCUGUGAUGCAGCCAAGACAGCGCCGUACCGACCAGAGAGUUCCUGCGGAAUGAUCCAAGCCCAAUCCGGCCCCUUCAGGAACUGUCACUCCUUGGUGGACCCUGCUGAAUACUUCAACCACUGUCUGUAUGACAUGUGUGCAGCCAAUGGUGCAAGAGAAACUCUCUGUAGGAGCAUCCAGGCCUACGUAGCUGCAUGUCAAGCUGCAGGAAUUACAGUUGGAGCCUGGAGAACAAACAACUUCUGCCCUGUCACUUGCCCACCCAAUAGCCAUUACAAGUUGUGUACAAGGACCUGUGAUUCCACCUGCACCAGCUUAUCCACUCUGCCCCGGUGCACCCAGAAUUGCUUCGAAGGCUGCCAGUGUGACGGCGGCUACCUGUUUGACGGUGACAGAUGUGUGGCAAUGGGGAACUGUGGCUGUGUGCAUGACGGACGCUACAUCAAGGCCAUACCCCUUGAGGUGUGA